UGUAGACAAUAAAAAGUUGAAUAUAUAGUUGUGAUUAAUUUUUAAUGCUGUUACGUUGUGAUAUUAUUAAUUGACAUGACACGAUUAAGAGGUCGAGCUUCUCUUAUGAUAAUCGUAAUGAUCAUGUUCACAUUAUUGGUAGUUAUAUAUCAUAUUUUGAGUAACGAAAUAGACAAUAUUUCAUCCGAUAAAAUAAAUCCAAGAUUAAAAGUUGAAGAUGUUUAUCCUGUUAACGAUUUCACUGAAAGUCUUAUCAAUAUAGCAGGAAUGCAACAAAUGGAAGCUCAUAUAGCUAAAAAUUCUGAGGUACUAAGAAAUAAACAAUUCGCUGACAAUUUUCAUGCCAAUUUAUAUUCAUCAAGCAAUCCGUUGUACAAAGGACACAAGAUUGUACAUUUAGAUUUAAAGGGCGCACCGCCUAAAAUAGGUUAUUACAAAUAUCUUUUACCGUUGUUGAAAAAGUUAGGCGCUACUGGAAUUCUCAUUGAAUACGAGGAUAUGUUUCCAUUUGAUGGAAAUAUACAAGAUAUUAGCGCUUAUAAUUGUUAUACCAAAGAAGACUUAAGUAUCAUUCAAGAAUUAGCUGAACAAAAUAAUCUUAUUGUUAUUCCAUUGAUACAAACAUUUGGACAUUUGGAAUUUAUUCUUAAACUCGAUAAGUAUAAGGAAUAUAGAGAGAUACCAAGAUAUCCUCAAGCAAUAUGCCCAACUUAUAAUAAAACUACACAAUUGAUACAUGAAGUAAUAGAUCAAGUCGUAGCUGCACAUCCCAAUAUAAAAUACUUGCAUAUUGGAGCAGAUGAAGUAUAUCAAAUAGCAGAAUGUUCAAGAUGUAUUGAUCUGAUAAUUAAAAAAAAUUGGACUAAAAAACAAUUAUUCCUCGAUCAUGUGUCCAAAGUAGCUAGAUAUAUCAAGGAUAAGUAUCCCCAUUUAACGGUAUUAAUGUGGGAUGAUGAAUUUCGUGAAAUAUCUCCUCAAGAAAUAAUAGAUAAAGAUUUACAUUUAUUGGUUGAACCGGUAGUUUGGAAAUAUACAAAAGAUCCAGGCUCUACUUUGACCGAUCAAUUAUGGGAAAGUUAUGGUGCCGUUUGGAAAAGUAUUUGGGUUGCUACAGCAUUCAAAGGUGCCACUGCGCCUGAUAGAUUUUUUACAGAUAUAUCUUAUCAUUUGACAAAUCAUCAACGUUGGUUAGAAAUAAUAAUCAAAUAUUCAAGCCAAAUCAAUUUUAAGGGUGUCAUUUUAACGGGAUGGCAAAGAUACGAUCAUUUUAGUGUACUCUGUGAAUUAUUAGCGACAGCCAUUCCAUCACUUGCCAUUAAUCUUGCUGCGUUGGAGGUAUCUAAUCAAAGUGGUUUUCCUGUUGAAGAAGUACCUAAUCAAAUAGCUGACAUAUUACAAUGCGAUAGUCUAAUAUCUUUAAGCAUACCAGAACCACAAUAUGGAUGGACUAAAUGUGCUUUUCACGGAUCAGCAGUAUAUGCAGUUACUCUAAGAUUACAUUCUUUGAUUCAAGAAAUAAAUAAAAUGCAUCAGGAUAACAUAUAUAAAGGAUGGUUAAAACCGUACAAUAUAAAAUACAAAUUUUCAAGUCCGAGUCAUAUCGAACGAAUAAUAGGCGACUUAAAUAGGUAUAAGGUUGAGAUAAUGUACAUUGAGAAAGAUUUUCGUACUGCCAUGGAACAUAUUUAUGAUAAUUAUACAAUACAAGAAUGGAUAGAAACAUACGUUACUCCAAUAAACGAAGAAAUUACACAAUUACACGAAGCAGAAGAGAAAAUUCUUGAAAAGAAUUCGUGGCAGAGGAGACCUUUAAAAAAGAUCGAUUGAAAUGAUACGAUUAUUUUUAACAAUGGCAUCAAACCCAAGUUCUGGAUAACAGAAAUAAUAGAUGAUAAGAGACUGAUUAAAAAUUUAUUAGAAAAGAAAAUCGAAUAAUUGAGAUACGUCGUACGUUUUUGUUCUCACUAAUAAAGAUAUUCAAUAAUAUUAAUAUAAUUAUGAUACUCAUAACAGAUAAUCAAUGUAAUAAGUUAAUUAUAAACACACACAUAUAUAUAUGUAUAUAUACAUACAUAUAUAUAUAUACAUAUAUUAUGUUCUUUUAAAUUUUCAACAACACAGUGUUGUUAUAUGAAUGAAAGUCUCGAUACUAUGAUUAACUACGCCGUCCGUGAUUUAAAGUAUCACGUUCGUCAUUUUAAACAAAUAAUACAAUGUGCUUUGUUUUUUUUUUUUUUCAUUGAAUUUUAUUCUAAAAAACGAAAGAGAACGUGUUAAACGCAAGGUAAAGUGAAAUUAUACGAUGAAUCUCUGUGCGUGGUACAAUCAAAGUGCAAACAUUUACUAUACCAAAGUUGAUUUAUUAUUUCUUCUAUGAAUUAUUUUCAUUUGAAAAUAAGACUAAAUUUAAUCGUAAAUGUUAUUAAUAUGUAUACAUGAUGUGUGGUGUGUACAAGAAGCGUAUUACAAUUAUUCUCAUUGUUAGAGCGCAAGUUAUAGAAAUUUUAAAACAGUCAAUGUAAUUUUAUUCCAAGCUCAAAGUCUUAUGAUCCCCCCCCCUAUUCUGCCCCUGUCCAAUUAUUAAAAUAUUCGUUUUUUUUUUUUAUCUAGUUAUUUUAUUAUUAUUAAUUUUAAAUAUUUCUAUGU
Polistes dominula (European paper wasp) is the source of this 2646-nucleotide messenger RNA. RefSeq names its product hexosaminidase D. The record is from RefSeq and is a predicted model, not a curated record. Gene Ontology annotation, molecular function: hexosaminidase activity. NCBI's taxonomy places the organism in Eukaryota, Metazoa, Arthropoda, Insecta, Hymenoptera, Vespidae. Gene Ontology annotation, biological process: carbohydrate metabolic process.